GUCACUCACUGACCGACUGUCCGGCGCCAAGCGCUAUAUGUUACCAUCGAGUUAAUUAUACCGUGGGUUUGUAGUAUCCUUCCAUUUAACCAUGGCGCUGAAAUAAUAAAUCUAUGGAAAUACGUGACAUGUUUUUUAAAGAGUAAAUCGAAGAUCGCAUUCUACCCUACCAAAUCACAACACUUUUUUCUAUGUCAUAAAUUUUUCGGAAAAUGGAGCCUGUAAAGAAAAUUUCCUUUGGAUUUAGCAAAACAAAUAAAAAACCAUUGAUUUUUAACAAAUCUUUAGAUAAAAAAGUAGAUUAUAUUGUAAGUUUAGAGGGCCAAUCAGUAAAAUUGAAGGAUGAAUCAAAAGAAGUUGAAAAAGCUCCAUUAGUUAUACCCUUAAAGGAUAAUCAGACAGAUCUGCUACAAAGAGUUAGAGAUAUGAAAGCCAAACAACAAAACACUAGGAAGAAUAGUAAUGAUCCAGUUGAAGAAGACAACAGACCUGAUUCUGACUUAACAAUAGAAGAAUUGGCAGCUCGAGAGAUAGUAAAAGAGGCAAAACAAAAAUUAGUUCAAAAUGACACAUCUGGCAGUAAAAAUUUUGUUAUCUUCACAAAGAAAGCAGAUGAACUUCCCUUAGAAGGUAAGAUGGAAUCAACGUUGGUCGAUUAUGAAAAUAUUCCAGUGAAUGAUUUUGGUCUAGCAAUGCUCAGGGGAAUGGGGUGGAAAGAGGGAAUGAGUAUUGGAAAAAAUACAGUCAAUAUGGAACAAAAACGAAAAAAAUUGUCUGGAAGUCAAUAUAAAAAGAUACGCAUGCAGAAAGAAGAACAAGGGAGAAAAUUAAGCAAUGUCAUGAAAGAAUUUUUGGUACAAAAGUCUUGUUUAGAUGAGCCGUCUACGUCGCCAACAGCGACUGCUACAAAUUUGUCAAAUAAAAAUUUAGUUCCUUUUUCUGGAGAUAAAGAAAAACAAGAAAUAAUGUCAUCAGUAGUUCCUCAACAACCGGGAAGCAGUAGCAGUGGCUGCCACCAGAUAGUACAAGAAAUUCCUUCUGAUCCUGCUUUAUGGAAUAUUUUCAGUAUGUAUUCGGAAACACGUCAAAUAUUGGUUGAGAGAGGUCCAUAUCAAAUUAAAGAAUUUGAUUUUCCUAUUAAUAAAGGAAAGCGUAGAUUCUCAUCUUUGCAUUAUUCGAAAAUGUUGAGCAAUGGUGAAGUAGUAGAAAGAAGUUGGUUAAUUUAUUCUGUUACAAAUGAUGCCGUGUUUUGCUUUUGUUGCUUUUUAUUUGAUAAUUUAUCCACUAUCAGUGAUUGGCCCAAAAAGGGAUAUUCUGAUUGGGGCAAUCUUACAAGAGCUGUCACAAUGCACGAAAAGUCGGUUAAUCAUAGAAAUGCUUUUAGAGCAUGGCAAGAAUUGGACAUUCGGCUAAAGCAGAAAAAAACCAUUGAUGCCGAAUACCAACGAAUAAUGGAUAAGGAAAUUCUACAUUGGAGAGAAGUUCUGAAAAGAAUUUUGUCAAUAAUUAGACUUUUGGCCUCACAGUGUUUAGCUUUUCGUGGAACAACUAAUCAUUUAUUUCAACCUAAUAAUGGAAACUUUUUAAAAUUAGUAGAAUUGCUCUCGGAGUUUGAUCCAGUAAUGGAAGAGCAUAUCAUGAGAGUUCAACGAGAGUCUGAUAAAUGGUCUGUGACUUAUUUAAGCAACAGUACGCAAGAUGAAUUGAUAAGUUUAAUGGGAAAUGUUGUUUUAAACAAAAUUGUUGAAAUAGCAAAAAUCGCUCUAAAUAUUUUUCUAUCAUCGCCGAUUGUACCCCAGACGUAAGUCAUAUUAAACAGCUCUCAUUGACGCUAAGAGUUGUCGCUUUUGAUUCUAGUCAGAAUAAAUAUGAUAUUGAAGAAUUUUUUAUCGGAUUUUUGAAGCUAGUGAUUCAACCGGUAGAGGUUUAACAGAACUUAUUUUGGCAAAUUUGGAAAAGUUAGGUGUUGAGUUAAAAUGGCUCAGAGGGCAAGGCUAUGAUAACGGGGCCAAUAUGAAAGGAAUAAGAAAGGGUGUGCAAACUAGAAUACUUGAAAAAUAUCCCAGGGCGUUUUACGUGCCCUGCGCAUGCCACUCGUUAAACUUAGUUAUAAAUGACGCAGCGUCUUCUUCUACAGAAACAACAACCUUUUUCUGUAUUAUACAAGAACUGUACAAUUUUUUUUCUGGUUCUACAAAGCGUUGGGAAGUUCUAAAAAAACAUGUUUCACAACUAACUCUAAAACCGUUGAGUGUUACUAGAUGAUCAAGUCGAAUAGAUGCAUUGAAACCUUUAAGAUUUCAAUUUUGUGAAAUAUAUGAUGCCUUGUUUGAAAUAAUAGAAGACGUCAACAAAGAUUCAGAAACUAAAGUCAAAGCACGAGGAUUAGCAAAAAAUAUUACAAAUUAUAAAUUUAUAUGCGGUGCAGUUCUUUGCCAUGAUAUUUUAUUUCACAUAAAUUCAGUAUCAAAGAUGUUGCAACAUGUAACUAUAAAUUUAUCAGACUCUGUAAAAAUGUUGUCAGACACUAUAGAAAAAAUUAAAAGUUACAGACAAUCUGGCUUUGACCAAAUGAAAAUUACUGCUAAUGAAAUUGCCGAAGAUCUUGAUAUAAGUUCCGAAUUUCCAGCUGAAAAUGAAAUUCGAGCCAGGAGAAAAAAGCGUCAAUUUAAUUACGAAAAAACUGUGGAUGAUCUCUUAACAGAGGAAGACAAAUUUAAAAUAAAUGUUUUCAUCUAUA
Molecule: messenger RNA, 2740 nt
Organism: Diabrotica virgifera virgifera (western corn rootworm)
Lineage: Eukaryota; Metazoa; Arthropoda; Insecta; Coleoptera; Chrysomelidae
Product: G-patch domain and KOW motifs-containing protein
Exons: 4
Coding region: 213-1805 (530 amino acids)
Biological process (GO): mRNA splicing, via spliceosome
Cellular component (GO): spliceosomal complex
Molecular function (GO): nucleic acid binding
Source: RefSeq, a predicted model, not a curated record